Messenger RNA from Erinaceus europaeus (western European hedgehog), 1413 nucleotides. It is a transcript of the gene APOA4, whose product is annotated as apolipoprotein A4. Gene Ontology annotation, cellular component: high-density lipoprotein particle; chylomicron; blood microparticle. NCBI's taxonomy places the organism in Eukaryota, Metazoa, Chordata, Mammalia, Eulipotyphla, Erinaceidae. The transcript is spliced from 3 exons. The record is from RefSeq and is a predicted model, not a curated record. Gene Ontology annotation, biological process: cholesterol homeostasis; cholesterol efflux; positive regulation of lipid biosynthetic process. Bases 104 to 1252 code for a protein of 382 amino acids. Gene Ontology annotation, molecular function: phospholipid binding; cholesterol binding; phosphatidylcholine-sterol O-acyltransferase activator activity.
UCAGCCACAGUCAGUUCGGGUAAUAGCCCUGGUGAGAUCCUCUGAUCAAUCCCAGAAGCAUCAGAGUAGUGUGAGACUUGUCCAGCCAAGAGAGGAGCCCAGGAUGUUCCUGAAGGCGGUGGUCCUGACCCUGGCCCUGGUGGCUUUCACCGGUGCCCGGGCUGAGGUCAGUGCCGACCAGGUGGCCACGGUGGUGUGGGACUACUUCAGCAAGCUGAGCAGCAAUGCCAAGGAGGCGGUGGAGCAUCUCCAGAAGUCUGAACUCACCCAGCAGCUGAAUGCCCUCUUCCAGGACAAAAUUGGCGAGGUGAACACCUACGCCGACGACCUGCAGAAGAAGCUGGUGCCCUUCGCCACGCAGCUGCAUGAGCGCCUCACCAAGGAUUCUGAGAAGGUCAAGGAGCAGAUUCGCAAGGAGCUGGAAGACCUGCGGGCCCAGCUGCUGCCCCACGCCCAGGAGGUGAGCCAAAAGAUUGGAGACAACGUGCUUCAGCUGCAGCAGCGCUUCCAGCCCUUGGCGGAGGAGCUGCGCACCCAGGUGACGGCGCAGACCGAGCAGCUGCGGCGCCAGGUGGCCUCGUACACGCAGCGCAUGGACGCCGUGCUGCGGGAGAACGUGGAAAACAUACAGGCCUCGCUGGCCCCUUACGCCGACGAUCUCAAGACCAAGAUAGGCCAGAACAUGGACACGCUCAAGGGCAGCCUCACCCCCUACAGCGACGAGCUCAAGACCAAGAUCGACCAGAACGUGGAGGAGCUGCGCCGCAGCCUGGCCCCGCUGGCGCAGGACGUGCAGGACAAGCUCAACCACCAGCUCGAGGGCCUCUCCUUCCAGAUGAAGAAGAAUGUGGACCAGCUCAAGGCCCAGCUCUCCAGCAAUGCCGAGGAGCUGCGGCAGAAGCUGGAGCCCCUGGCCGAGAGCGUGCGCGGCAAGCUGAGUGGCAACAACGAGGAACUGCACAGGUCUCUGGCCGAGCUGAGCAUCCAGGUGGACCGGCAGGUGGAAGAGUUCCGCCGCAGGGUGGCCCCUUACGGGGACGCUUUCAACAAGGUCUUGGUGCAGCAGAUGGAGGAGCUCAGGCAGAAGCUGGGUCCCUAUUCGGGGGACGUGGAAGGCCACUUGAGUUUCCUGGAGAAGGACCUGAGGGACAAGGUCAACUCCUUCUUCAGCACCCUCAAGGAGAAAGAGAGCGGGGACAAGCCCUUGGCCCUCCCCGAGCAGGCACAGACUCCAGCCCCCCUCGAGAGCUAAGCUGCCCCUGGUGUCCACUCCCUCCCUUGGGCACCUGUCCUGCCCGGCCACCAGUCUGUCUGUCUGUCCCAAAGCAGGUCUGGUAUGAGCUUGAGGACACAUGCCCAGUGGAAGGUGACGAUACCACCUUUUCCUACUCAAUAAAGCUGUUGACAAACUGA